AGCUCCGGAGAGCGCGCGCGUGCGCCGUCGCGAGCUCGGAGCUGCCGGGGCCGCCGUGUGGGAGCUGGUGUGAGACCGCCGUGCGAGCCGCGGGGAUGUUCCGAAAGGCCCGGCGAGUGAACGUGCGCAAGCGGAAUGACUCGGAGGAGGAGGAGCGAGAGCGCGAUGAGGAGCAGGAGCCGCCGCCGCUGCUGCCGCCGCCGGGCACCGGCGAAGACCCGGGCUCUGGCGGCGGUGGCGGCGGCGGCGGCGACAGGGCCCCUGGGGGGGAGUCGCUGCAGGCUCCGGGGCUGCCGCCGCCUUCCGCGCUGACCCCAGGCUCCGGGGCUGAGGCCGGGGGCUGCUUCCCGGGCGGCGCGGAGCCCGGCAACGGGUUGAAGCCGCGCAAGAGGCCGCGAGAGAACAAAGAGGUGCCUCGGGCCAGCCUGCUCAGCUUCCAGGACGAGGAGGAAGAAAAUGAAGAAGUUUUCAAAGUGAAGAAAUCAAGUUACAGCAAAAAGAUAGUAAAAUUGCUUAAGAAAGAAUAUAAAGAAGAUCUUGAAAAAUCAAAGAUCAAAACAGAACUCAACUCAUCAGCUGACAACGAACCCCCUUUGGACAAAACAGGACACGUUAAGGACGCCAGUCAAGAAGAUGGAGUUAUCAUCAGUGAACAUGGUGAAGACGAGAUGGAUAUGGAAAGUGAGAAGGAGGAAGAAAAGCCAAAAGCUGGUGGAGCUUUUUCAAAUGCUUUAUCUUCUUUGAAUGUUCUCCGUCCAGGAGAAAUUCCAGAUGCAGCUUUUAUACAUGCUGCAAGGAAAAAGCGUCAGAUGGCCCGAGAAUUAGGAGAUUUCACUCCUCAUGACAGUGAGCCUGGGAAAGGCCGCCUUGUUAGAGAAGAUGAGAACGAUGCCAGUGAUGAUGAAGAUGAUGAUGAGAAACGUCGCAUAGUUUUUUCUGUGAAAGAAAAGUCACAGAGGCAAAAAAUUGCCGAGGAAAUAGGCAUUGAGGGCAGUGACGAUGAUGCUUUAGUAACUGGAGAACAAGAUGAAGAGCUCAGCCGAUGGGAACAGGAGCAGAUAAGAAAAGGAAUUAAUAUCCCUCAGGUUCAAGCAAGCCAGCCCACUGAAGUGAGCAUGUACUACCAGAACACUUACCAGACGAUACCUUAUGGUUCAUCCUAUGGCAUUCCUUAUAGUUAUACUGCCUAUGGAUCAUCUGAUGCCAAAUCUCAAAAAACAGAUAAUACAGUCCCUUUCAAAACUCCCAGUAAUGAGAUGACUCCCGUUACUAUUGAUUUGGUAAAGAAACAGCUUAAAGACAGGUUGGACUCCAUGAAAGAACUGCACAAAACAAAUCGACAGCAGCAUGAGAAACACCUGCAAAGCCAAGUGGACUCUACCAGGGCUAUUGAGAGAUUAGAAGGGUCUUCUGGGGGUAUUGGUGAACGGUAUAAAUUUUUGCAAGAAAUGCGAGGGUAUGUCCAAGACUUGCUUGAGUGUUUCAGUGAAAAGGUGCCACUGAUUAAUGAACUUGAAUCAGCAAUACAUCAGCUGUACAAACAGCGAGCUUCCCGCCUUGUCCAAAGACGACAAGAUGAUAUUAAAGAUGAAUCUUCGGAGUUUUCAAGCCAUUCAAAUAAAGCUCUGAUGGCACCAAAUCUUGAUUCCUUUGGGCGAGAUCGGGCACUGUAUCAAGAGCAUGCAAAACGUAGGAUUGCAGAACGGGAGGCCAGGAGGACGCGUCGUAGACAAGCCAGAGAGCAGACCGGUAAGAUGGCAGAUCACCUCGAAGGCCUUUCCAGUGAUGACGAAGAAACUUCUACAGAUAUUACCAACUUCAAUCUGGAAAAAGAUCGCAUUUCAAAAGAGUCCAGCAAGGUUUUUGAAGAUGUCCUUGAAAGUUUCUAUUCAAUCGACUGUAUUAAAUCCCAGUUUGAAGCAUGGCGUUCAAAAUACUAUACGUCCUAUAAGGAUGCUUACAUCGGCCUUUGUUUGCCAAAGCUGUUCAACCCCCUCAUACGGCUGCAGCUUCUCACUUGGACUCCUCUUGAGGCAAAAUGUCGUGACUUUGAGAAUAUGCUGUGGUUUGAAUCUUUGCUGUUUUACGGUUGUGAAGAACGAGAGCAAGAGAAAGAUGAUGUCGAUGUUGCGCUAUUGCCUACAAUCGUGGAAAAGGUGAUUCUGCCCAAACUAACAGUAAUAGCUGAAAAUAUGUGGGACCCUUUUUCUACAACGCAGACUUCAAGAAUGGUUGGAAUUACACUCAAAUUAAUAAAUGGAUACCCUUCAGUAGUGAAUGCAGAAAACAAAAAUACACAGGUGUACCUGAAAGCACUUUUGUUAAGAAUGAGGAGAACUUUAGAUGAUGAUGUAUUCAUGCCCUUGUAUCCCAAAAAUGUCUUGGAAAAUAAAAAUUCUGGGCCUUAUUUGUUUUUUCAACGACAGUUUUGGUCUUCAGUUAAGCUAUUAGGGAAUUUUCUUCAGUGGUACGGCAUUUUCUCAAAUAAAACUCUUCAGGAGCUAUCAAUAGAUGGUUUAUUAAAUAGAUACAUUCUCAUGGCUUUUCAGAAUUCAGAAUAUGGAGAUGACAGCAUCAAAAAAGCCCAAAAUGUAAUCAAUUGUUUCCCCAAGCAGUGGUUCGUGAAUCUGAAAGGAGAGAGAACUAUUUCUCAGUUAGAAAACUUCUGUCGAUACCUUGUACACUUAGCAGAUACAAUCUACAGAAACAGUAUCGGAUGCUCUGAUGUGGAAAAAAGAAACGCAAGGGAGAACAUAAAACAGGUAGUAAAACUCCUUGCAAGUGUUCGCGCUCUGGACCAUGCUAUGUGUGUUGCAAGUGACCACAAUGUGAAAGAAUUUAAGUCUUUGAUUGAAGGAAAAUAGAUCUGUGAGACUAAAAAGCCCAUUUGCUUUAAUACCAUUCCCAGUGUAUAAAUUUUGUAUAUAUGUAAAGUUUCUUAAACUGUAAAAUACUGAUUGUUUUAAUACAAAGAACAUUAUUAAUAUUCAA
Messenger RNA from Hyaena hyaena (striped hyena), 2991 nucleotides. RefSeq names its product PAX3 and PAX7 binding protein 1 (gene PAXBP1). Lineage: Eukaryota; Metazoa; Chordata; Mammalia; Carnivora; Hyaenidae. Gene Ontology annotation, molecular function: DNA binding. Gene Ontology annotation, cellular component: nucleus. The transcript has 18 exons. The coding region runs from base 96 to 2864 and encodes 922 amino acids. Gene Ontology annotation, biological process: positive regulation of transcription by RNA polymerase II; mRNA splicing, via spliceosome. The record is from RefSeq and is a predicted model, not a curated record.